UCAAGUGGUCAGUGCCGCAAGUAUGUGUAUAUGGACAAGGCAUAAAUGAACAGAGUUGAUGUUUCGCCAUUUGUAACAACCAGGAAUAUUCUACAACAGGAAUAUCGGUGUGUUUUAGAGGAACCUUUAUAAAAGGUAAGUCGUGAAUUUAGAUACUUGACAGAAAAUGUGGAGGAGUUUUAUAUUGUUUCGUGUUGUCUGUGGUUUAUUUUAGCAUUUGUGUGAACAUACAAUAACAUUGUGUAUUUGAGUGAAGUCUCUUGAUCCUGUUUGAGGAAAAGCUGAAUUAUUGUGUUUGUACAAGAUCUUCCAUCCAGAGUCACUGUUGGAGAUCAGAUUCAGUUUCAACUGUUCAGAUUCAUCAUGGAUGACACACAAACAUCCAGAGAUGAAGAUUUUUCUCCAGAAUGCAGUUCAGUUCAUCAGAAGAGAUCAGAACCAGAGUCCAGCUGUGUGUCUAUGAGGAGUGAUGAGUCUCUGAAUCCACCAAUAUUGUUUAAGAGUGGAGAUACACAGACUGAUCUGAGCCAUGAAGUCCUCAACAGGUUUAGAUCAAAUCUGAUGAAGAAGUUUGAGUGUCUGUAUGAGGGAACAGCACAGCAGGGAAACCCAACACUCCUGAAUGAGAUCUACACAGAGCUCUACAUCACAGAGAGUGAGAGUGGAGAGAUCAGUAAUGAGCAUGAGGUGAGACAGAUUGAGACACAAUCCAGGAGAGCAGAAACAGAGGACACACCGAUCAAAUGCAAUGACAUCUUUAGGCCUUUACCUGGACAAGACAAACCCAUCAGAACUGUGCUGACAAAGGGAGUCGCUGGCAUUGGAAAAACAGUCUCUGUGCAGAAGUUCAUCCUGGACUGGGCUGAAGGGAAAGAGAAUCAGGACGUCCAGCUCAUAUUUCCACUUCCUUUCAGAGAGAUCAAUUUGAUGAAGGACAAAACACUCAGUCUUUCAGAUCUUCUUCAUGCCUUUUUCCCUGAAACAAAAGAAAUGGAAAUAUCCAGUGACAAAUAUAAAGUAUUGUUCAUCUUUGAUGGUCUGGACGAGUGUCGUCUGUCUCUGGAUUUUCAGAGCGAUGUGAGGUUGUGUGAUGUAAGUGAAUCAGCCUCAGUGGACGUGCUGCUGACGAACCUCAUUGUGGGGAAUCUGCUUCCCUCUGCUCUCAUCUGGAUCACCUCCAGACCAGCAGCAGCUGAUCUCGUCCCCUCUGAGUGUGUCCAUCGAGUGACAGAGGUACGAGGCUUCAAUGAGCCACAGAAGGAGGAAUACUUCAGGAAGAGAAUCAGUGAUCAGAGUCUGGCCAAUACAAUCAUCUCACACCUGAAGUCAUCAAGGAGCCUCGACAUCAUGUGCCACAUCCCAGUGUUCUGCUGGAUCUCAGCCGCUGUUCUAGAGAAGAUGUUGAGCGAAGCCGAGAGUGGAGAGAUUCCCAAGACUCUCACUCAAAUGUACACACACUUCCUGAUCCUUCAGACCAACAUCAAACAUGAGAAGGACUAUGAGAAGAACGUGACAGAUGAAGACAUGAUCCUCAAACUGGGGAAAGUGGCUUUUCAGCAGCUUGUGAAAGGCAAUGUGAUCUUCUAUGAGGAAGACCUGAGAGAGUGUGGCAUUGAUGUGACAGAAGCAUCAGUGUACUCAGGAUUGUGCACUCAGAUCUUCAGAGAGGAGUUUGGCUGGUAUCAGGGGAAAGUCUUCUGCUUUGUUCAUCUGAGCGUUCAGGAACAUCUAGCGGCUCUAUAUGUGCACCUCUCCUGUACAAACUACAACAGAAAUGUGUUUGACCAAAUCACCAAACAGAGUUUGCGGUCUAAAGUUAAGGACUUUUAUAAACACAAUUCAUCAAAACAUGUUUCAUUAUCUGAGCUGCAUCAGAGAGCUGUGAAUGAGGCCCUACAGAGUAAAAAUGGACAUCUGGACCUUUUCCUGAGGUUUCUUCUGGGUCUGUCAGUGGAGUCUCAUCAGAUUCUCCUUCAAGGACUAAUGAAACAGAGAAGAAGCAGAUCUGACAGCAGUGAGAAAACAGUUGAGUUCAUCAAGAAGAAGAUCAGGUCCAUUGACUCUCCAGAGAAAUUCAUCAAUCUGUUCCACUGUCUGAAUGAACUGGGUGAUCAUUCACUAGUGGAGGAAAUACAACAGUAUCUGAAAUCUGGAAGAAUAGAGGAAGCCAAACUCUCUUCAUCUCAGUGGUCAGCUGUAGUUUUUGUGUUGUUGACCUCAGAGAAGAAGCUGGAUGUGUUUGAUAUUAAUACAUUUGUUGGAGGAUACGAUAAAUCUAAAAAACUGAAGGUUUUUCUGAAGCUGCUGCCUGUGAUUAAAGAAUCCAGAUCAGUUCAGUUGAAUAAUUGUGGAGUCACAGAUGAAGGUUGUGCUGCUCUGACUUCAGCUCUGAGAUCAAACCCCUCACACCUGAGAGAUCUGAAUCUGUCAUGGAAUAAAAUAGGAAAUUCAGUGAAUCUGCUGUCUGAUGUACUACAGGAUCCUCACUGUAAACUGGAGAUACUGUGGUUGAGAUGUUGUGGAGUCACAGUUAAAGGUUGUGCUGCUCUGACUUCAGCUCUGAGAUCAAACCCCUCACACCUGAGAGAUCUGGAUCUGACAUGGAAUAAAAUAGGAAAAUCAGUGAAUCUGCUGUCUGAUGUACUACAGGAUCCUCACUGUAAACUGGAGAAACUGCGGUUGUAUAAUUGUGGAGUCACAGAUGAAGGUUGUGCUGCUCUGACUUCAGCUCUGAGAUCAAACCCCUCACACCUGAGAGAACUGAUUCUGACUGAGAAUAAAAUAGGAAAAUCAGUGAAUCUGCUGUCUGAUGUACUACAGGAUCCUCACUGUAAACUGGAGAUACUGUGUUUGAUGUGUUGUGGAGUCACAGAUGAAGGUUGUGCUGCUCUGACUUCAGCUCUGAGAUCAAACCCCUCACACCUGAGAGAACUGGAUUUAUCUAGGAAUAAAAUAGGAAAAUCAGUGAAUCGGCUGUCUGAUGUACUACAGGAUCCUCACUGUAAACUGGAGAAACUGUGGUUGAGUGAUUGUGGAGUCACAGAUGAAGGUUGUGCUGCUCUGACUUCAGCUCUGAGAUCAAACCCCUCACACCUGAGAUUACUGGAUCUGAUUGGGAAUAAAAUAGGAGAUUCAGGAUGUGAACUGCUCACUGCUCUGAAAAAAUCUCCACAUUGUAAACUAGAGACACUGCAGUAUUGAGGAAAUUCCCAUUUCCAUUCAAAUAUCCGCUCUGAGUCCGGCUCCACACACUCUCCUCACUGACACUCUCUUCUUUCUCCACUGUAACUUGAGAAAUUCACCACAGUGUUUAUAAACUCCUCUGAUCUGAAUCACGCAGCAGAAACCACAGGGUCCUGAAGCAGAGAGCUCAGAGAGCUGACAGAGAGACACCGUUUGUGUUUCUUGUUAUACAUACUCAAUACAGAUUGAUAGAUUAAUAAUUAUAGCUUUUUUAAGACAGGGUUUCAUAAAUGUUAAUGAUGACUGUACAGUAUGUGAGUUAUACACUAACUCUGUUAACUUGUAUAUAUGUAUGUAUAAAAUACUGUAUAACUGUAUAAAUAACAUACAUUUCUGACUGCACUGUAUUAAAGUCUCUCACUCACAUAAAAUGACACUAUUGUCACUUUAAAACUA
Molecule: messenger RNA, 3639 nt
Organism: Megalobrama amblycephala (Wuchang bream)
Lineage: Eukaryota; Metazoa; Chordata; Actinopteri; Cypriniformes; Xenocyprididae
Product: NACHT, LRR and PYD domains-containing protein 3-like
Exons: 9
Coding region: 364-3201 (945 amino acids)
Molecular function (GO): protein binding
Source: RefSeq, a predicted model, not a curated record